This is a messenger RNA of Caenorhabditis remanei, 861 nucleotides long. RefSeq lists its product as uncharacterized. NCBI's taxonomy places the organism in Eukaryota, Metazoa, Nematoda, Chromadorea, Rhabditida, Rhabditidae. The coding region runs from base 1 to 861 and encodes 286 amino acids. The transcript has 6 exons. The record is from RefSeq and is a predicted model, not a curated record.
AUGCUCCAUAUCAUUCAUUCAUUCCUUCUCAUUCUAUUCGUUUCGCUAUUCACUGAAGUUGAAUUGAAAGAAAAAGGAAAUCCAAAAGGUGGAGGAUUGACUGCGAAACAACCGAAUCUGAAAUUACUAGAAUGUUUUGAAUUCAAGAAAAAUUAUUGGAUUGUUGGACAUGCGUUUCAUACUUCAUCAGUUCAGUUCAAAGAUGAAUGCCUUCGAAUGUGUCUAACUUCAUCAAUACGAAAAGCGAAAUGUCUUUCAGCAAUGCAUGUUCCGAACGAUGAUGAAUGUGUAACUAAACCGGAUCUCUUCAUUGAAAAUGAUACUCCUGGCUCAUUCACUGUCAAUUUCUUCCGUAAUAUUUGUGUAGAUCCACCAGAUUCAGAAGGUGCAAACAGAUUCGAAGCACGCCUUCAAGGAUAUAAAGGAGGGGAAGGAAUCAUCGAAUUCGCGCAAUCGUCUGGAAGAAAUACUCAAGUUAUGGUUGUAAUCUCAGGACUAAAAGAGAAUUCUCUCUACGAGAUCAGUUUACUUCUUGGAUCGAAUGAAAAAGGAGGCAAAUGUCAUCAGAAAUCAAGAGUUAAUGGAGAAGGAAAAACGAUAAUGACAGUGGAAACUGAUCAUACUGGGAUGGCAGUUGAACCGUGGUUUAAUGUGGAUUUUGAUGUUUUUGAUGAGAAUUUUGUGAGCAAGACAGUGGUCGUCGUUGAAAAAUCAACUCAAACAAUCGUGGACUGUGGCUCGAUUCGACUGGCCACGUCUUCAACUAAUUCAUCUUCAACUCAAGUUUCUUCAUCUAAAAACUCAGUUUUUCUCUUCUCAACGGGUCUUUCAGUUAUCUUUUUUGUCUUUCUUCUUUUAUAA